AUGCGGCGCGUAUCUUCACGGUUCAUACCCAUUCUCGCCUCUCUGCUUUUCGUAUGCAUCAUCUACAACCUUUCAACCUCCAACCAAGGGUACUUAGCAGAACCCUUAAAUGAAAAGACACCUCGAAAACCAGCGACGCGACCUUUCCAGGGGGCAUCUACCGCUCAAAGGUAUCAAGCAAGGGUGCGGAAGUGUCCGAACUAUGCAGACUACGCAUCUGUCCCGCACUACCGCGACGAGGUUAGUGCGACACCGCUCGACCUACCAUUCCAAAGGCCACCAGAAAACUGCAGGACUUUCACGUCCGAGCUUGUUGAAAAGUUCAUAAGGCAGUUCACCUCCCGGUUCAGGGAUCGCGACCUUGCCAGGCUCUUUGAGAAUAGUUUCCCGAACACGUUGGACACUACUAUACUUUGGCAUGUCUCGGGGUCGAGCAACAGGAAGCUCAGAAAUCAUAAAGAAAAAAGCGCUCUUUUUAGGAAUGAGUUUCCAGAGACUUUCGUGGUUACAGGGGAUAUACAUGCCGAAUGGCUCCGCGACUCUGCAUGGCAACUUUCAGUAUACCAGCCUUUCAUCAAGUAUGAUGGUAAACUAGCAGAGCUCAUCAGAGGUGCCAUUAACACUCAGGCACAGCUUGUAAUAAACAAUCCAUUUUGCAACGCGUUCCAUCCCCCCUCUUAUUGCUCUGUCAAAAGGGGCAGGAGCUCUAUUGACAACGUCGAUCCAAAGCCUAACUGGAGCCAAGUUUUCGAGUGUAAAUACGAGGUCGAUUCUUUGGCAUCUUUCUUGACGCUAUCACGUCAGUACUACGAGAACGCUCCGCAAGAGCUCAAAUUUUCGUUUGUAACCCCGGAUUGGAUAUCGGCCGUCGAAAAGCUUAUGAUUGUGGUUUCUGUUGAAUCCGAUUCCACUUUCGAUGAAGAUGGGUUCGUGAAUACGUUUCCGUAUGUUUUCCGCAGAAACACUAACGUGGCGUCCGAGACGUUACCGUUGGCAGGUACGGGAAACCCUGUGAACAGUGGAAUAGGACUAGUGAGAUCUGCGUUUAGGCCGAGCGAUGAUUCCACAAUCUUCCAGUAUUUCAUCCCUGGGAAUGCUCACCUGUCGGUGGAACUAGAAACCCUCGCCGAGUACUUGCGUGGUUACUUGAAGCAAACCACAAGCUCGCCUUCCGAAUUGGAGAGAGUUAAAGAGCUGAUCUCCGCAGCGGCAGUUACAUCUUCUCGGAUUAGAGACGGUAUCAUGGACCAUGCAAUAGUCAAGCAUCCCAAGUUUGGAAAGGUUUUUGCGUAUGAAAUUGAUGGGUUCGGAAGCUCUUUGUUGAUGGACGACGCCAACAUCCCCUCUCUACUCUCGCUGCCUGACCUUGGGUUUCUUGAUGUCGACGAUGAAAUCUAUCAGAACACGAGAAGGAUGAUAACAUGUAAGGAAGGAAAUCCUUACUACAUCAAGGGCACACACUUUGAAGGGAUAGGCGGACCGCAUAUUGGAAUACACAACGCUUGGCCAAUGAGUUUACUGGUAGCUAUACGAACAUCUGAGAAUGACAAGGAGAUUGAGAGGUUACUUGAUAUGGUUUUACAAAGCACUGGCGGUCUCGGGCUCAUUCACGAGUCUGUCCAAGCGUUUAAAGAAGGCGGCAGCACGUACACCAGACCAUGGUUUGCCUGGGCAAACUCUGAAUUUGCAAAGACUAUUCUGCAGCUAGCUCAAACCAAGCCGUAUCUAAUUUUCCGCGAUGAGUAUGCCGCGGAGGGAUUCACAUUACAAAAUUUUUUGUUGUCACUGCCACAACAAGCUGGGAGUGAUUGA
Molecule: messenger RNA, 1812 nt
Organism: Lachancea thermotolerans CBS 6340
Lineage: Eukaryota; Fungi; Ascomycota; Saccharomycetes; Saccharomycetales; Saccharomycetaceae
Product: glycoside hydrolase family 125 protein
Exons: 1
Coding region: 1-1812 (603 amino acids)
Biological process (GO): carbohydrate metabolic process
Source: RefSeq, a predicted model, not a curated record